AGGAAGUUCAUCAGACACAGCCUUGCACACACUGGUUCAGGAAACCAUGAGAGCCAGGAGUGUGAGAAAAGCCUCCCUGGGAAGGGUGACUUUGACUAAGACACUUACUCAUUCUGCUGAAAGAAAUCAUGAUUGUGCAGUUUGUGGGAAAAGAUUUAAUCGGAAGAGUCACCUCAAUGCACACAUCCUUACACACACUGGUGAGAGAAAUCAUGAAUGUGAAGUUUGUGGGAAAAGAUUUAAUCGGAAGGGUCACCUCAACAGACACAUCCUUACACACACUGGUGAGAGAAAUCAUGAAUGUGAAGUUUGUGGAAAAAAAUUUAAUCGGAAGAGUACUCUCAACAGACACAUCCUUACACACACUGGUGAAAGAAAUCAUGAAUGUGAAGUUUGUGGGAAAAGAUUUAAUCUGAAGAGUCACCUCAACACACACAUCCUUACACACACUGGUGAGAGAAAUCAUGAAUGUGAAGUUUGUGGGAAAAGAUUUAAUCAGAAGAGUCACCUCAACACACACAUCCUUACACACACUGGUGAGAGAAAUCAUGAAUGUGAAGUUUGUGGGAAAAGAUUUAAUCGGAAGAGUCACCUCAACACACACAUCCUUACACACACUGGUGAGAGAAAUCAUGAAUGUGAAGUUUGUGGGAAAAAAUUUAAUCGGAAGAGUCACCUCAACACACACAUCCUUACACACACUGGUGAGAGAAAUCAUGAAUGUGAAGUUUGUGGGAAAAAAUUUAAUCGGAAGAGUUGCCUCAACACACACAUCCUUACACACACUGGUGAAAGAAAUCAUGAAUGUGAAGUUUGUGGGAAAAAAUUUAAUCGGAAGAGUCACCUCAACACACACAUCCUUACACACACUGGUGAGAGAAAUCAUGAAUGUGAAGUUUGUGGGAAAAAAUUCUGUUUAAGGUCAUACCUGAAGAGACAUAGCAUAAGACACACUGGUCACAAAGGGUUCAAAUGUGAUGGUUGUGGAAAGCGUUUCAUGACCAGAGCUGAGAUUACCAGACAUGUGAAGAUUCACCUCUGA
Eriocheir sinensis (Chinese mitten crab) is the source of this 1042-nucleotide messenger RNA. RefSeq names its product zinc finger protein 257-like. Bases 47 to 1042 code for a protein of 331 amino acids. The transcript is spliced from 2 exons. NCBI's taxonomy places the organism in Eukaryota, Metazoa, Arthropoda, Malacostraca, Decapoda, Varunidae. Gene Ontology annotation, biological process: regulation of immune system process; negative regulation of transcription by RNA polymerase II; regulation of cytokine production. The record is from RefSeq and is a predicted model, not a curated record.